Symbiodinium sp. CCMP2456 is the source of this 684-nucleotide messenger RNA. The record is from the annotation of a GenBank genome assembly. NCBI's taxonomy places the organism in Eukaryota, Dinophyceae, Suessiales, Symbiodiniaceae.
AUGGAGAAUGGUGCGCUGAUCGAGCGUCCUCCUGUCAAGCAGCGAAUGCAGUGCCCAGCGCUGGCGAUCGCGGUCGGACUUGUGCUCUCCGUGGUCGUCGCAGCGUGCGGCGUGGCAUACAACCACCAGACUCCGAAGACCCUCCCGGCCGAGACGGGGCCGAACUCAGUGGUUAUGCUCGCCACGCAGGCAUCACCCCUCUCACUGGGACUUGGUACAGCUUGCAGGAAGGGGACUCAUCACGACCAGACCAUUGUGCCAAAGCAUGUCAAGAUCAUCAAAAGCUCCAGAUCGGGCUGUUUAUCAAAGUGCACCAGCAUGGGCAGUGCCUGCCAUGCCUGCGAAUUUCGCGAAUCAGAGCAGCGAUGUGAGCUUUGGGAGGAGCCAUCGCGCGGCCAUGCCUCGCUACUCUUCGAAGACAUGGCGGUGAAGGGAGUUCCAGACUUCGAGUGCUUCAUCAUGUCUGGGCGAUGUGAGACUCUGAAAGCGCACAAGCAGCAGCUGGAGGACAGCAUGUCGACCCUGCUCGGGCACAUCAAGGAUCACUGCAUGGAGGGCCCAAGCUACGACAAGUACGACAAGUGCUCCAAGGCAUACGCAGAAAGCCUGCUCGAAGCCAACAACAGAUUCUGCACGGCGAUUCAGCAAAGUUGCCCCGAUUCGUCUGGCAUGCAGUGUGAUUAG